This is a messenger RNA of Leptonychotes weddellii (Weddell seal), 4216 nucleotides long. It is a transcript of the gene MARK1, whose product is annotated as microtubule affinity regulating kinase 1. Gene Ontology annotation, biological process: protein phosphorylation; intracellular signal transduction. Lineage: Eukaryota; Metazoa; Chordata; Mammalia; Carnivora; Phocidae. The record is from RefSeq and is a predicted model, not a curated record. Gene Ontology annotation, molecular function: ATP binding; protein serine/threonine kinase activity. Gene Ontology annotation, cellular component: cytoplasm.
CGACCCCGCCGCCCGCACAAAAUGUCGGCCCGGACGCCAUUGCCGACGGUGAACGAGCGGGACACGGAGAACCAUACAUCUGUAGAUGGAUACACUGAACCGCAUAUCCCGCCUACCAAAUCAAGUAGCAGACAAAACAUUCCUCGGUGUAGAAACUCCAUUACGUCAGCAACAGACGAACAGCCUCACAUUGGAAAUUAUCGUUUACAAAAAACAAUAGGGAAGGGAAAUUUUGCCAAAGUGAAAUUGGCAAGACAUGUUUUAACUGGUAGAGAGGUUGCUGUGAAAAUAAUAGACAAAACUCAGCUAAAUCCGACCAGUCUACAAAAGUUGUUUCGAGAAGUACGAAUAAUGAAGAUAUUGAAUCAUCCUAAUAUAGUAAAAUUGUUUGAAGUUAUUGAAACAGAGAAGACCCUCUAUUUAGUCAUGGAGUACGCGAGUGGGGGUGAAGUAUUUGAUUACUUAGUUGCCCAUGGAAGAAUGAAAGAAAAAGAGGCCCGUGCAAAAUUUAGGCAGAUUGUAUCUGCUGUACAGUAUUGCCAUCAAAAGUGCAUUGUUCACCGUGAUCUUAAGGCUGAAAACCUUCUCCUUGAUGCUGAUAUGAAUAUUAAAAUUGCUGACUUUGGUUUUAGUAAUGAAUUUAUAGUCGGGAACAAAUUGGACACAUUUUGUGGAAGCCCGCCCUAUGCUGCCCCUGAGCUUUUCCAAGGAAAGAAGUAUGACGGGCCUGAGGUGGAUGUGUGGAGUCUCGGUGUCAUUCUCUAUACACUAGUCAGUGGCUCCUUGCCUUUUGAUGGCCAGAAUUUGAAGGAACUACGGGAGCGAGUCUUACGAGGGAAGUACCGUAUCCCCUUCUAUAUGUCCACUGACUGUGAAAAUCUUCUGAAGAAAUUAUUGGUGCUGAAUCCAAUAAAGAGAGGCAGCUUAGAACAAAUAAUGAAAGAUCGGUGGAUGAAUGUUGGUCAUGAGGAAGAAGAGCUAAAGCCAUAUAGUGAGCCUGAACCAGAUUUCAAUGACGCGAAAAGAAUAGACAUCAUGGUCACCAUGGGUUUUGCACGAGAUGAGAUAAAUGACGCCUUAAUAAAUCAGAAAUACGAUGAAGUUAUGGCUACUUAUAUUCUUCUAGGUAGAAAACCACCUGAAUUUGAAGGCGGUGAAUCGUUGUCGAGCGGAAGCUUGUGUCAGAGGUCACGGCCCAGCAGUGACCUGAACAACAGCAGCCUUCAGUCCCCUGCUCACCUGAAGGUCCAGCGGAGCAUCUCCGCAAACCAGAAGCAGCGGCGUUUCAGUGAUCAUGGUGGGGGAAAAGUCAAACAAGCGAAAAGACAGACCAGUCCUACUCAAACUUCUGGUCCAUCCAUUCCCCCUGCCGUAUCAUAUACCAAAAGGCCUCAGGCUAACAGUGUGGAAAGUGAGCAGAAAGAGGAGUGGGACAAAGACCUAGCUCGUAAACUUGGCAGCACAACGGUUGGAUCAAAAAGUGAGAUGACUGCAAGCCCUCUUGUGGGGCCAGAAAGGAAAAAAUCUUCAACUAUUCCAAGUAGCAAUGUAUAUCCUGGAGGCAGCAUGGCAAGAAGGAACACGUAUGUGUGCGAGAGGACCGCAGAUCGGUACGUGGCGUUGCAGAAUGGCAAAGACAGCAGCCUUACGGAGAUGUCCGCAAGUAGCAUAUCUUCUGCAGGCUCUGCUGUGGCUUCUGCUGUCCCCUCAGCACGACCCCGCCACCAGAAGUCCAUGUCCACUUCUGGCCAUCCUAUUAAAGUUACACUGCCAACCAUUAAAGACGGCUCUGAAGCUUACCGGCCCGGCGCAGCGCAGAGGGCGCCUGCUGCCUCCCCAUCUGCUCACAGUAUUAGCGCCUCCACUCCGGACCGCACCCGCUUCCCCCGGGGGAGCUCCAGCCGCAGCACCUUCCACGGCGAGCAGCUCCGGGAGCGCCGCAGCGCCGCUUACAACGGGCCGCCCGCCUCUCCUUCCCACGAAGCGGGCGCGUUCGCACACGCCAGGAGGGGAACGUCAACCGGUAUAAUAAGCAAAAUAACAUCCAAAUUCGUUCGCAGGGAUCCAAGUGAAGGCGAAGCGAGUGGCCGCACAGACCCCUCAAGAAGUACGUCAGGGGAACCAAAAGAAAGAGACAAGGAAGAGGGUAAAGAUUCUAAGCCACGUUCUUUGCGGUUCACGUGGAGUAUGAAGACCACUAGUUCAAUGGACCCCAAUGACAUGAUGAGAGAAAUCCGGAAAGUGUUAGAUGCAAAUAACUGUGAUUAUGAACAAAAAGAGAGGUUUUUGCUUUUCUGUGUCCACGGAGAUGCUAGACAGGACAGCCUCGUGCAGUGGGAGAUGGAGGUCUGCAAGUUGCCGCGGCUGUCACUGAACGGGGUCCGCUUCAAGCGAAUAUCUGGGACAUCUAUUGCCUUUAAGAACAUUGCAUCUAAAAUAGCGAAUGAGCUUAAGCUGUAAAGAAACUCAAAUUUACAGGAUCAGGGAAGAUACAUUCACAUAUGAGGUACAGUUUUGAAUGUAUUGGUAAUGCCUAAGGUGAUUGGCCUGUGAGUCUCCCCCCAUGUAGAAUUCGCCCUUCAUGCAAUAAGGACAUACAUAGUUAGGGACUGGACAACUCAAGUCCGUGUGAAGUAUACUAAAUACCUGUAGCUAAAAAAGUAGGUUUCACAUGUACAGGUAAGUAUAUUGUGUAUUUCUGUUCAUUUUCUGUUCAUAGAGUUGUAUAAUAAAACAGAUGAUUGCUUAAAGAACUUGUAUAGUUGUCUAGAUUUCUGCACAUAAAUGUAUGUUUGACACUUUCAGUUGGAGAUGUUCUUCCCUGUUAUUUACAUUCUGGUGGGUUUUUUAAAUUCUUACCUCCAUCAUGCAAUUUUGAAAAUUGUGUCCAGAAUUAAAAGUGCACAGAAAUAGUCUUUAAAGUUGUAGCAUGGACUUCUAAAAAUUAUUUUUAAAUCCUAUUUAAAUUUAAACCAGGAGCUGAUAAAUAGAUCAGCUUUACUGUACACAGAAUUAUUCCUGCUUACCUAUGCUCUUCUCCUUGUUCUCAGACAAGGUGUAGUUGAGAAAAUACAAAAUGUUUACAGUGUUGGCACUUAGAGUUUUUAAAAUGAACUACAUCAAAAUAUUAAUAGCUUUGCCUUGAGCUAAGAAGUACUGGGGAAAAAGUUAAACCUGUAUCACAUUUCUUUUAAACUUUAAAGUGUUUUCUGGCCCACUGCUAAAUGUAGCAGCAAAAUUAAAAAGAAUCAACACUCCAUCUGGCUAUUAUAAAUGUAAACUGUCACUUAGGUUUGCUGCCUUCUGAAUACCGCAAUGUAAUUGCGGAAAUAGAAUAUCGGGACUGUCUCAUAGCACAAACUCAUCUUUACAGUGUUGAUCAAUGCAUCAGUUAAGAAAUAAUGCCACCUCAGGAACUAACUGGCAUUGGGAACAUUUGCCUAUUCUCCUCCCAUCCUUUUCACCUGCCCCCGACACAGUAAUAUCUGUAAGUACUUAGGAGACUUUUGAGCAAAACCUACUAUUUAUAACAGUGUAUUAUUGAUUUACGCUUACGUGGUUGUUGAGUUUGUUCCCAUGUAACAUGUUUGUUUUUAAUAUUUUGCCAGAUUUCUUGUAUUUAUUCCACACUGUUAUGCCUAUAAUGUGCAGCUUUGUAAUUGGGCAUUUGCCUCCUUUUCUUUCAUAAUUAGUGAUAUAUGCGAUGUAAAACCACUAGGAAAGGUACAUUUUAAUACUUGUUAUUUUUUACUGAAUUAGCCUUGGAGGUUGACUGUGCAAUGUUAUUUAAUGUUGUAAUUACUGUAAUAUCAACAUAUGGGCCCCAUCUGCACACUCCUGAGAAGUGGAAAAGGGUAUUCAAAUUUUAUCAGUUCAAAGGAGAAUAAAGCUGUGAUAAAUACUGUAAUUCUAACCUACAUCAGAAAGCUCUACGUGUAGGUGAUGUGCCAUUCCGUAAUGGCAUCCAGACUAGGGUGAAUUUUACAUUCUGUACUGUACUGUGACGUAGCUUUCCUCUGUAACAGUUCUGUUCUAAAAUGAAGUGUAUUUUUGCCUUAGCAAAGGAUGGUGUUUGGAAAAAAAAAACUGUGUAGCCCCUUUUUAACCUAGUGUUCAUUCAGAAAAAUUGAUGCAAAUCUUUAUUCACUUUCACUGGUGCACACUGAAAUUUUACUUGAACAGUUCUCAUAAUAAAGCACUUGUCUUCUGCUCUUUA